CAUGCCACUCCUUGAUGCUAUUUUAGAGAAGAACAUCCGGUUGCUGGACUAUGAGCGUAUGUGUGACAGGCAAGGCCAGCAUGUGGUGGUGUUCGGCAAGUAUACUGGAGUUGCUGGCAUGAUCAACAUUCUUAAUGGACUUGGUCUUUGUCUCCUAAUACUUGGGCAUCACACACCCUUCAUGCACAUUGGACCUGCCCAUAAUUACCGCAACACAGAGAUGGCAAAACAGUCAAUUUGUGACACUGGCUAUGAAAUUUCGCUGGGCAUGAUGCCGAAAUCCAUUGGUUCUCUGAUGUUCAUCUUCACGGGCACCGGGAACGUGCCGCAGGGGGCCCAGGAGAUAGUUCAGGAGCUGCCCCGGGUUAUGUCUUGGAAGGUGGAAAAAUUGAAACUCCAAACAAAUGACCUGUAG
Cherax quadricarinatus is the source of this 415-nucleotide messenger RNA. NCBI's taxonomy places the organism in Eukaryota, Metazoa, Arthropoda, Malacostraca, Decapoda, Parastacidae. The record is from RefSeq and is a predicted model, not a curated record.